Molecule: messenger RNA, 993 nt
Organism: Megalops cyprinoides (Indo-Pacific tarpon)
Lineage: Eukaryota; Metazoa; Chordata; Actinopteri; Elopiformes; Megalopidae
Product: zona pellucida sperm-binding protein 3-like
Exons: 8
Coding region: 1-885 (294 amino acids)
Biological process (GO): binding of sperm to zona pellucida; egg coat formation; positive regulation of acrosome reaction
Cellular component (GO): extracellular matrix
Molecular function (GO): acrosin binding
Source: RefSeq, a predicted model, not a curated record
AUGGAUCCCAAUCUCUGCCUCCUGGGUCACUGCCUUCCCACCAGCAUCUCCAUCUGGCCGGGAGGAGAGCAGGAGGUGUCCUUCUAUGUCCGACUCGAUGACUGCUACUUCCGGAGGAUGGUAACGCGUAGCCAGCUGAUGUACCUGAAUGAGCUGACCUACACGUCUGUGCCUGGCUCUGGCCCCUCCUUCUCGCACCCGGUCAUGUGCAUUUAUGAGAGGCCAGACGACUGGGCCCCACCCCUCUACAGUCCUGUCUGGAGUGUGCACAGCUACGGAGGCCUCGAUUUCUUCAUGGGGAUUAUGAAAGAUGACUUCCGCAGUCCCGCUGACUCGGCCACCUUUCCCCUGGGCUCCCUCAUCCCGCUCUGGGCAGGAGUGCAGCAGCAGGCCCACAUGCCCCUGCUGCUGCUUCUGGAGGAGUGUGUGGCCAGCACCACCCCGGAGCUGCACCCCUCCGGCCAGGUCUACCCCAUCAUCACUAACGGGGGAUGUCUUUUGGACAGCAAGAUGGGGAACUCCAGCUUUCAGCCCAGAGCCCAGACCUCAGAAAUCAAGCUUUUUCUGCAAGCCUUCAAAUUUGCUCUGGGUUUGGAUGUCUACGUCCACUGCAAGCUUGUGGCCUGGGACCCCCAGAGCAUGGAUGUGGGUAAGAAGGCCUGCCACUACAGCAAGCAGCUGCAGAGGUGGCAGCUGCUGGACGACCCCUCCCAGAGUGCUCUCUGCAGCUGCUGCGACUCGGAGUGCAGGCACAGGAAGAGGCGGAGCUUGGCAUCAGGGCCCCGGGGACUGACCCAUCAUGCUGUUGUGGGACCGCUGACCAUCACUGAGGAUGCAGAGACUCUGGAACACAAUGCAUCAGUGAAGUCCCUUCUGACACAAUGACAAGGUUCCCAAUCUGCCUGAUGUAUGGAUCAUUUUUUGUCUUUUGGAUGGGUUAAUAUUAAAGCUGAAUAUGCCCCCCGCCCCCCUGUGGCUUUUCUAUGGUCUGUC